Messenger RNA from Physcomitrium patens, 1248 nucleotides. RefSeq lists its product as uncharacterized. NCBI's taxonomy places the organism in Eukaryota, Viridiplantae, Streptophyta, Bryopsida, Funariales, Funariaceae. The record is from RefSeq and is a predicted model, not a curated record.
UGCGAAGAAGGGUUUCCCAUAGUCAUUGGCAUACAAGCCUCAAGGUUAGGUCGAAAACGUGGUGGAAUGGGCAACAAUUACUGUUGACACCAUGCGAGACUACUUUGUGCUGUUGAAGACAAAAUCGGAUACUGCCGUCCUUCCUUCACGUAACUGGAUCUGGUUUUCAGGUCGAGCAAAACGGAAGACAUUACUGCAAAUGUGGAUAUAUUCCCCGACGUGGAUGAGAGCCGUAAAGUAUACGACUGUAAAUGCAACUUGGUCGCCAUUUACUUAAAAACUUCAAGUCGGCUUUACAUUUUUUCUCUCUGUUUGCUCCUGUAGGACAAGCUGAACUUAGAACGCAAAUUCUGAAUGCAGUGGCUACACUUUCCUGCCUUGACAUACUUACCGCUCGAGGGGAUGCGAUCGACACGGUCUACCACGUUAAUUAUCAGACGGUUUUAGGUUGUGUGUGUAGAAUUUGUCUUCACGUUUAAACGUCGUAAUUUCUUUCAUAUUGCAAUUGCCGGGGAACCUGAGUGAGGAACGUGUGAUUUUCCUAUCAGCAUUGUUGCGUCGGACCUGGCUCUUAUAUCAUUCUCGAAGUGACGUUUCUGCUUUCAUUGAUGCAGAUAUGACUCCUGCAGAUAGAACCUUUGACAUUGCAGCAAUCGUUAAAUAUCGGCUACUUCCAGAAAAUUUCCGAAGGGAUGCAAGCACCUUAGAUGUUACACGUAACAGUUAUUAUCGUGUUAGUUUUCGCGGCAUGCUGUUAGUUAAAUUUUCUUUUUGUCGGUCGGUCAGUUAGUGUUUAUUUCGAGGGUUUUGACAGGCUGAUGGUUUACGACAAGAGGUAUUGGAUGAAAUACACAGCGUCUGUUCACCACACGCCAAUCAUCCCAGGGGCUCCUUACAAUGUACUUCACUCAAGAUGGGAGAAAGGAAACAAUGAGACGCAUCAUGCACAGAGAUCCUUCAUCGAGCUACUGCGAGCAUACCUGGUGGGACCGAGUGACGAUUCUAGCACAUUGUUUGCACUUCUUAACUGCUCUCAAGAGAAGGUUUUCGGCUCACUGCCCCGUCUGUGGACUUCAAAUAGCAUAUCUGAGCCCGAUGCUUUGAGAAGCAUUUUGCACAAAGAACUAUCGAAGAAUGCAUCAAAGAUUAUUACUCUUCAAGAAUCAUCAGUGAAAAGUAUUUACCAUAACUAUGUCAACGUCGAUUGACGUCCCUAGAUUUACCGAGAUUUCACGUUCAAAAACAUCC